CGGAACCGUCUGCUCGGCUGGUUUCGGGAAUGCCCGGAUAUUUUCGCCUCUUUGUUUUACUGAAAGUGGAUUUUAACUCGGAUUCAGACCAACAUCCAGCGGGGGGUUCUGAUCUCAAACAGCCUCAUGAGGGCAGGUCUGCCAUGCUCAGCUAACGCUGCUGCUCAGCUGCUGGAGUAGAGGUGGCUCCCGGACCGUCCACGAUAAACAUAUGGCAGCACUGGGGAACUCCGAGAUGCUGACCCGGAAGAUCCAACUGUGGGACAUCAACGCCCACAUCACCUGUCGACUGUGUGAGGGGUACCUGAUCGACGCUACCACGGUUACCGAGUGCCUGCACACCUUCUGCCGGAGCUGUUUGGUGAAGUACCUGGAGGAGAACAACACCUGUCCCGCCUGCCGGAUCGUCAUCCACCAGAGCCACCCCCUGCAGUACAUCGGCCAUGACCGAACAAUGCAGGACAUCGUCUACAAACUGGUGCCGGGUCUUCAGGACGCGGAGGUGAAGAAACAGAGGGAUUUCUACCAGAAGCUGGGGAUGGAGGUUCCGGGGGACUUGAAGGCCGAGCUGUGCGGUGCCAAGGCCCAUCUGGGCUUCCACCACAACGGGGACCUCAAAUCGGAGGACGGGGCCCACAAGGACACGGGGGAGGAGAAGAGGGAGGAAGACGAGGACUACCACAGGAGCGACGAGCAGGUCAGUAUCUGUUUGGAGUGUAACAGCAGUAAGCUCAGAGGGCUGAAGAGGAAGUGGAUUCGGUGCUCAGCGCAGGCCACCGUCCUGCACCUCAAAAAGUUCAUCGCCAAAAAGCUCAACCUGACGUCGUUUAACGAGCUCGACAUUUUAUGCAACGAAGAGAUUUUGGGAAAGGACCACACACUGAAAUUUGUCGUGGUGACCCGGUGGAGAUUUAAGAAGUCCCCCCUCCUGCUCUACUACAGACCCAAAAUGGAUUUGCUGUAGGAAGCGGGCCCCCCCCUGGAACCCCCCCCCCC
Messenger RNA from Anguilla anguilla (European eel), 996 nucleotides. Its product is annotated as polycomb group RING finger protein 3-like. The transcript is spliced from 10 exons. Bases 212 to 964 code for a protein of 250 amino acids. The record is from RefSeq and is a predicted model, not a curated record. Gene Ontology annotation, biological process: regulation of transcription by RNA polymerase II. Lineage: Eukaryota; Metazoa; Chordata; Actinopteri; Anguilliformes; Anguillidae. Gene Ontology annotation, cellular component: PRC1 complex.